AUGUGAGAGAUUUAUAUAUAGUUCCCUGGUUCUAAUCUAACUAGUAUUUAAUAUUCGAAGAUGUAGUAGUAUGUCAUCAAUGCGCUGAUUUCUUGCUUGUGCAGGGAGUUUCGACCGCGUGCUGUUCAUGAGAGAACCGUUCGUACGGGGUCCUGGUUAAAAUCGGAUUCGGGCUUUGCCGGAUAUGCCGGGGAGAGCGGCGAAGGAGGAGGAAGAGGAGGAGGUGGAGCAACGGGUGGAGGAGAAUGGGGAGAAGUACGAAUUGGAGGAGCUGAGGGACCGGAUCAACUCGUCGCGUGCAAGUCGGUUCAAACUGAUCACGAACGAGUUGGGGCUCGAGCCAACUCGCCGCAUAUUCAGUCGCGACAGCCUUUUCCACGGCAUCCGAGACCUCUCUCGAGGUUUUGUCAUCCACCCCGAUAACCGGUGGUAUCGGGCGUGGACAAAGUUCAUACUGGUAUGGGCACUGUAUUCAUCAUUUUUCACACCCAUGGAGUUUGGGUUCUUUCGGGGGUUGCACGAUGAUCUUUUUAUACUGGACAUUGUUGGGCAGAUGGCUUUCCUUGUCGAUAUUGUUUUACAGUUCUUUGUGGCCUACAGAGACAUCCAGACGUACCGAAUGGUCUAUAAGCGCACCCCAAUAGCGAUCAGGUACUUGAAAUCUAGUUUUAGCAUUGAUCUCCUUGGUUGUAUGCCUUGGGACAUUAUUUACAAGGCUUGUGGAAGAAGGGAGGAAGUGAGGUACCUUCUAUGGAUCAGGUUAAGUCGGGUCCGUAAAGUCACUGUAUUUUUUCAAAACAUGGAGAAAGACAUACGUAUCAAUUACAUGUUUACCAGGAUUAUAAAACUUCUUGCCGUUGAACUCUAUUGCACACAUACAGCAGCCUGCAUCUUUUAUUAUCUGGCCACCACUCUGCCUCCUUCUGAAGAGGGCUACACAUGGAUUGGAAGUUUAAAGUUGGGUGACUAUAGUUAUUCACAAUUCAGAGAGAUUGACCUUUGGAAGCGCUACACAACGUCAUUAUAUUUUGCAAUUGUUACCAUGGCCACGGUUGGUUAUGGAGAUAUUCAUGCAGUCAAUAUGAGGGAAAUGAUAUUCAUCAUGAUAUAUGUUUCUUUUGACAUGGUUCUUGGCGCUUAUUUGAUUGGUAACAUGACAGCAUUGAUUGUAAAAGGAUCAAAGACAGAAAAGUUCAGGGACAAAAUGACAGAUAUCAUCAAAUAUAUGAACAGAAAUGGACUUGGUAGGGACAUCCGUAGUCAAAUCAAAGGCCACUUGCGCCUACAGUAUGAGAGUAGCUACACUGAACCUGCUGUUCUUCAGGACAUCCCCAUGUCUAUCCGAGCAAAGAUUUCCCAAACUUUAUACUUGCCAUACAUUAAAAAGGUUCCUCUCUUUAAGGGAUGCUCUUCAGAAUUUAUCAACCAGAUUGUUAUUAGACUCCAUGAGGAGUUUUUUCUCCCAGGAGAAGUGAUAAUGGAACAGGGAAAUGUGGUAGAUCAACUGUAUUUUGUCUGUCAUGGUGUGCUGGAGGAGGCAGGCAGAGGUGAAGAUGGAUUAGAAGAGACUAUUUCAUUACUAGAACCUAACAGCUCGUUUGGAGUAAUUUCUAUUCUUUGCAACAUUCCUCAACCCUAUACAGUUCGGGUUUGUGAACUUUGCAGGCUUCUGCGGCUUGAUAAACAGUCUUUUACAAAUGUACUAGAUAUAUACUUUUAUGAUGGUCGGAAAAUCUUGAACAACCUUCUGGAGGGAAGCGAUAGUAAUCGAAUUAAGCAAUUGGAGUCGGAUAUCACAUUUCAUAUUGGAAAACAAGAAGCCGAGCUUGCUUUGAAGGUGAAUAGUGCUGCUUAUCAUGGAGAUCUGUAUCAGCUAAAAGGUUUUAUACGAACUGGAGGUGAUCCCAACAAGACAGAUUAUGAUGGAAGGUCACCCUUGCAUCUUGCAGCAUCAAGAGGACAUGAAGAUGUCACACUUUUCCUUAUUCAGGAAGGAGUGAAUAUCAAUAUUAGAGAUUAUUUUGGGAAUACGCCUUUACUUGAGGCCAUCAAGAAUGGGCAUGAUCGAAUUGCUUCUUUACUAUCUAAAGAAGGGGCCUCCUUGGAGAUUGACAAUCCUGGUAGUUUUCUUUGUACGGCUGGCAAAGGGGAUUCAGAUUUUCUUAAAAGGGUUCUGUCCUAUGGAAUAGAUCCAAAUUCCAGAGACUAUGAUCAUCGAACUGCACUUCAUGUAGCUGCCUCUGAAGGAUUAUAUUUGAUGGCACGGUUGCUUUUGGAAGCUGGAGCCAGUGUCUUCCCAAAGGACAGGUGGGGAAACACCCCAAUUAGUGAAGGCCGAAUGUGUGGAAACAAGAAAUUGAUUCGUCUACUGGAAGAUGCAAGGUCGGCUCAGUUGUCAGAAUUUCCCUAUUGCUCUCGAGAAAUCCCAGAUAAAGUGCACCCCAAAAAAUGCACGGUAUUCCCCUUCCACCCGUGGGAUCCCAAAGAACAUAGACAACAUGGCAUCAUGUUGUGGGUCCCGCAUACAAUUGAAGAGCUUAUCCAAGCAGCAUCAGAGCAGCUAGACAUUUCAAGUUGUUCUUGUAUAUUAUCAGAAGACGGAGGUAAAAUUAUUGAUGUAGACAUGAUUAAUGAUGACCAGAAGCUGUAUAUCGUCAGUGAAACACAUUAAUAUUU
Juglans microcarpa x Juglans regia is the source of this 2676-nucleotide messenger RNA. RefSeq names its product potassium channel SKOR-like. The record is from RefSeq and is a predicted model, not a curated record. Lineage: Eukaryota; Viridiplantae; Streptophyta; Magnoliopsida; Fagales; Juglandaceae. Gene Ontology annotation, molecular function: protein binding; voltage-gated potassium channel activity. Gene Ontology annotation, cellular component: membrane. Gene Ontology annotation, biological process: potassium ion transport; transmembrane transport.